Arachis stenosperma is the source of this 1116-nucleotide messenger RNA. RefSeq names its product trans-resveratrol di-O-methyltransferase-like. Gene Ontology annotation, molecular function: S-adenosylmethionine-dependent methyltransferase activity; protein dimerization activity; O-methyltransferase activity. Bases 19 to 1116 code for a protein of 365 amino acids. The transcript is spliced from 3 exons. NCBI's taxonomy places the organism in Eukaryota, Viridiplantae, Streptophyta, Magnoliopsida, Fabales, Fabaceae. Gene Ontology annotation, biological process: methylation. The record is from RefSeq and is a predicted model, not a curated record.
AAUUACAGAAAUAUAAAUAUGGAAUUCCAAGGUGGAGAGCAAUCUGAUAAUGCCAAACUUGUUAAAGCUCAAAGCCACAUUUGGAAUCAUACUUUCAGUUUCAUAAACUCUAUGUCACUGAAAUGUGCUGUUGAAUUAGGCAUACCCGAUGCAAUACACAAUUACGGCAAACCCAUGCCCCAUUCACAACUCAUUGCUUCAUUGCCAAUUCAUCCGUCAAAAACCUCCUUCAUCCAUCGCUUGAUGAGAAUCUUGAUCCAUUCCGGCAUCUUCGUUACCGAAGAUGUCACCAAUAAUAAUAACGAGGUUGAAAUUGGGUAUGUUCUGACUGAUUCAUGUAUUUUCCUACUUAAGAACAACCCCUUCAGUGUGACAACUUUGAUUCUGAUGAACCUUGGUCCCACCGGGACAAAGCCAUGGCAUCAUUUGUCUGAUUGGUUCAAGAACGACGAUCUCACAGUAUUUGAGACUGCACAUGGAAUGACGUUUUGGGAGUAUAUUGACCGCGAGCCUGAAUAUCGCAAAUCCUUCAUUGACGGCAUGGCAAGUGAUGCUCGAGUUGUUAGUAGUCUGUUACUUGAUGAUAAGUGGAAGGGAGUGUUUGAGGGAUUGGAAUCGGUGGUUGAUGUUGGUGGAGGCACUGGAACUGUUGCAAAGGCCAUCGCCGAAUCAUUCCCAAAGUUGAAGUGCUCUGUAUUUGAUCUCCCAUGUGUUGUUGAUGGUUUGCAAGGAACUGACAACCUUAAAUACAUUGCAGGCGACAUGUUUGUUGAUCCUAUUCCUCCUUCUCAUGCAAUUUUGUUGAAGUGGAUUUUACAUGACUGGAACGAUGAGGAAUGUGUGAAAAUAUUAAAGAGAUGCAAGGAGGCAAUCAUGCACGAAGACAAAGGAGGGAAGGUCGUUAUUAUAGACAUGGUGGUGGAGGAUGAUAACAAGAAAGAUUAUGACCGAUCACUUGAAAGUCAGCUCUUCUCUGACAUGCUUAUGAUGGUGUUGUUCUCUGGAAAAGAGAGAAAUAAAAUAGAAUGGACUAACUUAAUUUUUUCUGCUGGUUUUACUCGCUAUAAAAUAACUCCCAUUCAUGGAUUAAUGUCUCUCAUUGAGAUCUAUCCAUAG